AAAAAUUGUCUAACUCGUCCUGUAGAGGGAGCGCAGUGGUAAAUCGAUAGGAGGGGCUAUCUCACAUCGGCCAUCAGUUGUUUCCAUAGGACUGAGAGGAGGAAAAAGCAACAGUAUUCAUAGGGAGUACAGUGUGGACUGACCUAUACGGUUCUUACGCCUUAUACUGGAAAUAAAUCGCCGAGGACCAUCUAUAAUACAUAUAUAAUCAUACCAUUAGAUAGAUUUGUGUUGCAUACAUCCGUAAGGAUACUCAGUAAUUGGGGUAUUGUCACUGACAGAAGAGUGCGCGCAGAGGUUGCGGGUGGACAGGAGCGCUCAGCGGUGGAAGCGGGAAGCGCGCCCGGCUGUGGGGCUGAUGCACGCGGCCUGUCCAUUAGCAGCGGCCCGCCAUGGCGGAGACCAAGAUCAUCUAUCACCUCGACGAGCAGGAGACUCCAUACCUCAUCAAACUACCCAUCCCCGCGGAAAACGUCACUCUCGCCGACUUCAAAAAUGUCCUCAAUAAACCCAACUACAAAUUUUUCUUCAAAUCUAUGGACGAUGAUUUCGGGGUGGUGAAAGAAGAGAUUUCUGAUGACAACGCCAAACUACCAUGUGUCAAUGGACGUGUUGUGUCAUGGCUGGUGUCUGCAGAUGGCUCUCAUGGUUCUGAUGGAGGCUCUGUAUGUGCAGACACUCAAGUUGAGCUACCUCCCCCUCUGGAGAGGACAGGAGGCAUCGGAGACUCCAGACCCCCUUCGUUUCAUGCGAAUGCCGCUGGGAGUCAGGAUGACCUGGUCAAUGACACAGAGCCUGAGGUGGGUCCAUUGCUGCGGAGAGAUCGAGACAGAGACAGAGAGAAAGACAGGGAGAGAGAGAGGCCUCGGAGAAAAGACACACAUGACAGCGGAGGCAGGUUGAAUGGUCACUCCCGGCCAGAGCACAGGCCAAAGAUUGCUGGCUAUGAGAGCUCAUCCACACUGAUGAGCAGUGAGCUGGACACCACCAGCUUCUUCGACUCAGAGGAGGAUGACUCCACAAGCAGGUUCAGCAGCUGUACAGAGCAGAGCACAUCGUCGCGUCUAAUGAGACGCCAUCGGCGCCGCAGACGGAAACCCAAAGCACCCAAGAUGGAGAGGUCGUCGUCGUUCAGCAGCAUAACUGACUCCACCAUGUCUCUGAACAUCAUAACUGUCACAUUAAACAUGGAGAAGUAUAAUUUUCUGGGCAUCAGUAUAGUAGGGCAGAGCAAUGAGAGGGGUGAUGGAGGGAUCUAUAUUGGUUCCAUCAUGAAGGGCGGGGCAGUGGCUGCUGAUGGACGCAUUGAACCUGGUGACAUGCUACUGCAGGUAAACGAUAUAAACUUUGAAAACAUGAGUAAUGAUGAUGCAGUGAGGGUGCUUCGAGAAAUCGUCCAUAAACCCGGCCCCAUUACGCUGACUGUGGCAAAAUGUUGGGAUCCAAACCCCCGCAGCUGUUUCACCCUCCCACGGAGUGAGCCAAUCCGUCCAAUAGACCCUGCUGCCUGGGUGUCUCACACUGCUGCGAUGACGGGGGCGUACCCAGUGUACGGUAUGAGCCCUUCCAUGAGCACAAUCACCUCCACCAGCUCCUCCAUCACAAGCUCCAUUCCAGAGACCGAACGGUUUGACGAAUUCCAUCUGUCCAUUCAUAGUGACAUGGCAACAGUGGCCAAAGCAAUGGCAUCACCAGAGUCAGGACUAGAGGUGCGAGACAGAAUGUGGCUGAAGAUCACCAUUCCCAAUGCCUUCAUAGGUUCAGAUGUAGUGGAUUGGCUCCAUCAUCAUGUCGAAGGCUUCACUGACCGGCGGGAAGCGCGUAAAUAUGCCAGCAACCUGUUAAAAGCUGGCUAUAUCCGCCACACUGUCAACAAAAUCACCUUCUCCGAACAGUGCUAUUACAUCUUUGGUGAUCUCUGUGGCACUAUGGCCAGCCUCACCUUGCAUGACCAUGACGGUUCUAGUGGGGCAUCUGACCAGGACACUCUCGCUCCAUUGCCCCACCCUGGGGCAGCUCCCUGGCCACUAGCAUUCCCUUAUCAGUACCCCAUCCCUCACCCAUACAAUCCUCACCCCGUGUACGAUCCCACCUACAGCUUCUCUGCUGGGGGAGGCAGUGCUGGCAGCCCGCACAGCGAAGGAAGUCGUAGCAGUGGCUCAAAUCGCAGUGGUAGCAAAAAUGAUACAAAUGCAGCAGCUGGAACACAGGAGUCCGGUGGAAGAUCCGGAGGCAGUGGAAGUGAAUCUGAGAAAAGAGAGAAGGCUCCCAGUGAGCAUUCUGCAGCACCCCCGAGCGAACACAGUGUGCAUAGCUCACAUACUAUCCAUAGCUUGCGCAGUGUCCACUCUCACAGCCAGGUCUGUGAACCUCCCGGCCUCCCUCCCCAACAACAGAUGCCCAUAACAGCAACACCAGGAUCACCUCCUGGCAGAGACCUGUCCUCGGUGCCCCCAGAACUCACAGCUUCGCGCCAGUCUUUCCGUAUGGCCAUGGGAAACCCCAGUGAGUUCUUUGUAGAUGUCAUGUGACGUGCUUCAGGUGACUUCGAGAACACGACCCACAAAACGCUCAAGUCACUGUGAAAUGAAUAAAGAUUAAAAGGUCUAGAAAACAAUGACAUUUUAGUUGGGUUGGUAAUGGAGCAUGGUGAGUGUCCCUCCUAUUGUCCCUCCUGUGUCCUGUGGCUUGUACUUUCUUCAUUGAAGAAACCUGGAAGAGAUGGAAAGCUCAUGUAUCCCAUGAUGCCCUUAGAGACCAGAGAUAUGUGAUUGAAGGUGACUGUGGGAUGCAGUGUUAAAGUCAGAGUGGAGAUUUCUGGUUUUGUGUACUUUUUUACAUACUUGACCUGCCUUUUCAUAUUUUGUCUUCUGAAUAUUUUCUCAACCUCAAGCAAAACCCCAUUUUUCAAUCAAAGAUUAUCUGAAAAAAAAAAGACAAGAUAUCAGAGAGCAGCACAAAUAAGUGACGUAAUCUCCUUGUGACUCACCUUUUGCUUUUUAAAGGAUGAACUUAAAUCAUUUUUAAUGAUUAAAAGACAAACACUAUCAAAAGAUAGAAUCAUAGACAAUUAUUUUAUAUUUAUGUCUUUUGUUGUAAUUUUUCCUGCUAAUAUUCAUAGAGAGUGAGAGAGAGAUUUAAGUUUGCAGACAAGGCUUUUAAAGUCUGCUGUGCCCUUUGGGUUCAAAUAAUUUAUUACAUGUGAUGCAUGUUUAAAUACAACACAACAUGAAAUGGUUUUCACAACACAUUUAACUUCUGUAAUAUGACAGAUUUUUGAAUAUGCAGAAUAUUCAACAGAAAAUAUCAUUCUGUACAGUGGGACAUGAUUGUGAAAAGUAGCCUUUGAUAUUACCUGUUAAUAUUAUUGACAGUAAGAUGGUAAAUUGACCCUAUUUACUUUCUUAAUACAUAUUUCUAGUUUUAUUGUGACAGAUUCAAUGGUGCAUUUUAUUCCAAUGCAAAGGAGAAAAUAAAUUGUCUUAGUUAUCUUUUAUGCCCUUUGUUAAAACAACAGCUUUUCAGCUUAUAACACCUAGCCUUAUUAUUUUUCCUCCACUUACCUCCAGCCAGCUGUCAUAUAGAAACAACUUUUCACUAUCUAUUGCUUCCACUUGGAAAUAUGUCACAUUACGGAUGGAUUGUGGUAUUUACAUUAGGAGAUAUCCAGUUUUCUGCAUUUGCUGCACUAAACAUCAGAGCCAGCAACAAUGAAGAGGCUUGAAAUGGAUCUUUAUCAUUUUAAUAUCCAAAUAUGAUCCAGCACACACACUGUGAACGUGAUGCACUAUUAUGUAAUGGAGAUCAGCUCUCGUCACUCUCUCACUCUGCCCUGAACACAGUACUUAAAAUGUUAAUGUAAUUUAAUCAUUAACUAUCAGCCCUCUGUAUACUGUAUUUUUCAUUCUGUUUCUAUGUAAACCUUCCAUUAUUUCCCCAGAUGCAUUUAUGACAUUUUUAAUUAUUGGAAACAGAUCAGAGUUUCAGUUUAAUACUCACACUGUUUAUGAUGAAACAAAACAAAUGGUUUUAUUUAUAAAAAAUACUUUAUUGCAUA
This is a messenger RNA of Xyrauchen texanus (razorback sucker), 4057 nucleotides long. RefSeq names its product segment polarity protein dishevelled homolog DVL-3. Gene Ontology annotation, cellular component: cytosol. The transcript is spliced from 15 exons. Lineage: Eukaryota; Metazoa; Chordata; Actinopteri; Cypriniformes; Catostomidae. The record is from RefSeq and is a predicted model, not a curated record. The coding region runs from base 393 to 2531 and encodes 712 amino acids. Gene Ontology annotation, biological process: intracellular signal transduction; canonical Wnt signaling pathway. Gene Ontology annotation, molecular function: frizzled binding.